Trifolium pratense (red clover) is the source of this 2676-nucleotide messenger RNA. RefSeq names its product protein SIEVE ELEMENT OCCLUSION B-like. The transcript is spliced from 7 exons. Lineage: Eukaryota; Viridiplantae; Streptophyta; Magnoliopsida; Fabales; Fabaceae. The coding region runs from base 391 to 2409 and encodes 672 amino acids. Gene Ontology annotation, biological process: phloem development. The record is from RefSeq and is a predicted model, not a curated record.
AAAACUAGUAAAUUUUGAUGCCUUUAUUUCUUUCUUUUGCCUUAUGAUAAAACUUUUAUAUCCUUGUAGGCUUGUAGCUAUGUAUUGAGUUUCAAGACAUAUAAUAUUACUUAUUCUGUUAAUGAAAAAACCCUAAAGUACCCCUACCUAAAAUGUACGAUCUCGUCAUGACCAAAGACACGAUACUCUCCCUAUAUCCAUCCGAUCCACGUGAUACAAAUCAUCAAUACACUUGUCACCAUCUUGUAUUUACAUAAAUACAAAUUUGCCCUUCAAAAACAAUAAAUUUACCACUUUUUGGCAUUAUAAAUAGGCUAGGUUUUGGGCUUAUGGAUUCAUCAACCCAUUUUGCAUCCAAUAUUCCCAAACUUUCCUUAACAAGCUAGAAUCAUGGCCAGUGUCGUAAAAAAGACCCUUAAGACUCUCCUCCAUUCUGAUGAGGUUGAGAACAACCCCUUAACCAUGACUGAUGAGCAAAUUUUGGAACAAAUUUACUCAACUCAUGUUCACAAUAGUGACACUAAAUUUGAUGCAGUUUCUCUUUUCACCCUUGCUCAUAACACUCUUGCACGUUCAACACACAUUGUUGAUAGUGUUGUUCAGGGUACCAAAGUUAGCUUGGAGCAUACAGAUGAAAAGUCUCUGAUCCCAAAUUUUAGUUCACCACUCUGCACCCUCAAACAGAUUUCUUCUGAGUUGUCAUGCAAGCAACCAAGUGAGGUAACUGCACACAAAACAACUUUGGCCAUAUUGAACAAUCUCUCACACUAUGAUUGGGAAGCAAAAGCAGUUCUCACACUCUCUGCAUUUGCACUUGAAUUUGGUGAAUUCUGGUUGCUUGAACAACAUUUACCAACAGACCCACUUGCCAAAUCUGUUGCUUUUCUCAAAAGAGUUCCGAUUCUCACAAAGCCUGCUGCGAUACAAAAACAUCGUCAAGCCAUUACUGAGCUUAACAGUUUGGUGAAAAUCACUGUGCAAGUGUUGGAAUUUAUACUGGAAUUGGACAACCUUAAUGAGAGGUAUGACACAAAGGUUGUUCCUGCUUUGGAGGUUGCUGUUGAACAAAUCCCUGUUGAUGUCUAUUGGACCAUCAUCACUAUUGCUGCCAUUGUUACUCAGUUGGAUUGCCUCGUCACUGAAUCGGAGCAUAAGCAAGAACUUUCCCACUAUGGUCAAAAGAUCAACAUCAUCCUCAUCAGACUAAGGAAGCAUAUCACUCUCGCUCGUCAACAGAUAGAUACAGCAACGUACAUCCAACAACUUAAGAAACUGUUACAAACUCCAACUGAGAUAACUGUGGUGCUUUCGUUUCUGAUUUUUCCUAAGGGUGUUCCACAAUUGCUUUACGAUGGUGCUACCAAGACCACGGUUGACAUUAAUGUUGUCCUAAAAAAGAAGAAUGUGUAUCUGUUCAUUUCAACUCUAGAUGUCACAGAUGAAGAAAUUACAGCAGUAAGAACAGUGUAUGAAUCUAUCAAAACAAAUGAACAAUACAAAAUUGUUUGGAUUCCAAUUGUGGAAACAUGGAACGAACAACUCCACAAGAAAUUCGAGAUUUUGAAGAGCAAGAUACCGUGGUAUGUGGUGUCGAAUGUUGAAAACAUUGCAGGAUUUAAGUUCAUUAAUGAAGAAUGGGACUUCAAAAAGAAAACUACUUUUGUGGUGUUUAGUCCUCAAGGAAAAGUUCAACACCCAAAUGCAUUUCAUUUGAUUAAAGCUUAUGGAAUUAAGGCUUUCCCUUUUACACUUGUUGAUGAAGAAAGAAUACAAAAAGAAAGGAAUUGGCUUGUAUCUGUUGUAGGUACCAUUGACCGCAACAUAACCACAUCGAUUGAACAGGGCAAACACAUUUUCUACUAUGGAGGUCAUGACAAAGAAUGGAUCCAACAAUUCACUAAGUAUGCAACUGCUCUAUCCAACGAUGCAACAAUAAAAGAGGCAAAGAUUUCCAUUGAGCUCUUCUAUGUUGACAAGGAAGACAAAAACCUCAUAAGUCGUUUUUGGGGCGGAAUUGAGAGUCUCUUUGUGACUAAAAUUCACAAAACAACUGAUGUAGUGACUCAAGAAGUUCAAAAAUUGUUGUCCUACAAAAAUGAAACCGGUUGGGCUCUCCUUAGUAAAGGACCAUCUGUGGUAUUGAGUGGUCAUGGUUCUACAAUUCUCAAAACUGUUGCUGAAUUUGAGAAAUGGAAAGAUCUUGUGAUUAAGAAAGGGUUUGAAUUUGCAUUCACAGAGUAUCACACUAGUGUUGCUCGUGUGACUCAUCGUUGCUCACACCUUGAAGUUCCUAUUGUUGCUGGAAAGUUACCUGAGACUAUCAAAUGUCCUGAUUGUCCAAGUACCAUGGAAAUUUUCAUUAGCUAUAAGUGUUGCCACAAUAAGACCAAUGCAAAUUCUAAACAUUAGGAUUCAUUGUGGCUUUAGGAAAGUGGGUUUUGUUGUUUGAUGUUGGAAUAAGAGUGUGGGACAUUGAUCAACCUUUUGGUUAUUAUGUCUCAUGCCACUUUGUCAUAAAAUAAAUUAAAAUGUGUCUGUCUAUGUAACUCUUUUGUGUUGUGUUGUUUUCAGUACUUUGUUUGUGUUAUAAUCUUGAAGUGUUUGUAUUUCAGGUUAAGGUUCAGUUUGUGUAUCAAUGUUUGCUUCAUAUCAAUAAUAUUUGUUAUUUCUAUCUCA